This is a messenger RNA of Gloeophyllum trabeum ATCC 11539, 846 nucleotides long. RefSeq lists its product as uncharacterized. The transcript has a single exon. Lineage: Eukaryota; Fungi; Basidiomycota; Agaricomycetes; Gloeophyllales; Gloeophyllaceae. The record is from RefSeq and is a predicted model, not a curated record. Bases 1 to 846 code for a protein of 281 amino acids.
AUGGACGAUGAAUGGCUCGUUAGGUAUUUUCACAAAGCGCCGAGGCGGUCAGCGCUGCCACAGACAUUAACCGCUUCGCUGACAGCGGCGGGAGGAUACAGAGGGGGCACUCGCAAAGGCCUCGACCUCACGUUUGGCAUGCCAAGUACUGUUACGUCCCCUUAUUUUGCGUCCUUAGGUUCAUCCGCUUCGUCGCGUGCGGAAACAAGCACGGUGGGCGGGAUCCUCUUGCGCACCAUUCGCUGCGUGGCCGAUGGCCGAGUAAUCUCCGGCCCUUCGCUCCUUGUGGACGAAAUUCUUCGUACGAGUGACGCGCCGUCCAUCGCCUCACUAGUGAAACAAAAGUGGAAUGAUGACAUAUCAGCGUUCCCUGCGACGUCGAGUUAUCGUGAAGUUAACCUUUGGCUCAAGCGUCGUUCACCCUCGGGACCGGAGCCCAAGCCGCCGAUACACACUUCACCUCGCAUAGGUCUUGAUCUAUCCAACCCUGAAACGACCGACUCCUUCUCUCACCCUCGUGUAAUUUACGUGGCGCGUCCAUAUCGCUUUUUCACCAACCCCCACCUGCUUACCGCCAACGGCCGGUGGCAAACACUAUACGGUCUAUACAAGGAGUUGCUACUAUCGCCCAAGCAUGCCGAAGACGAAAGGGCGAUGAUCCAGAAACUCGCCAAGCUAACGGGUCUCAAACUGCCCACCGUAGAGAGGUUUCUUGACGACUACAAGCAAGGCUACGAGAGCGGGAAGCUUAAGUCGUUUAUCGGCUCUAUGGGAAAGGGAGCUUCCGCUUCGUCUUCGAAUUAUCUGCGUAUGAUGGGCACACUAGACAAAGCACAGAACGUAUAA